This is a messenger RNA of Guyanagaster necrorhizus, 2984 nucleotides long. Its product is annotated as Pkinase-domain-containing protein. Lineage: Eukaryota; Fungi; Basidiomycota; Agaricomycetes; Agaricales; Physalacriaceae. Gene Ontology annotation, molecular function: ATP binding; protein serine/threonine kinase activity. Bases 132 to 2519 code for a protein of 795 amino acids. The transcript is spliced from 8 exons. Gene Ontology annotation, biological process: protein phosphorylation. The record is from RefSeq and is a predicted model, not a curated record.
UCCUUGUCCUCCUCACCAUUUCAGACAGCGCCUAAACGUAUUUCCUCAUCAUUGUGGAUAACGACGGCGACGACAAGGGCAGAGCGGUACAGGACCCUGUAUCAAGAUAUUCAUACAAUCAAUUCAGUAACAUGGCCUACAACAUCACGGCGACAUCGCUGACUCCAACACGGCCAGCGCCCCAGGCUCCGCAACGACGAGGACCUGACAGCCCACAGUUGUACAGUAGUUCGCUUGCCUCUUCAGGGUACAACUCCUCGUUCACGUACACGCCUACCUCACCGUCGACGUCGACGUAUACCCCAUCCUAUUCUGGCAUCGGCGGAUCACCAAAUCGUACCAUGGAAACAGGUCCGCCACCGUCUGUGGUUCGUAGUGGUUCUGUGAGCGUUAAGGAGGAGGGCACGUUUGCCAGCUGGAUCUGGCAAAAGAAGUGGCUAGUGCUGAAGGAGCAGACCUUAUCGAUACAUAAAUCUGAGACAUCGCCUCAGCAGACCGUGAUAUUGCUGCGAGAUAUUUCAAACAUCGAAAGGACCGAUCUUAAGCCGUACUGCUUGAUAUUGGAGGCCAAAGAGAAGCGGCUAUUCUUCUCCUUGAAAAACGAUGAAGAACUGUACAGCUGGCAAGACGAUAUCUAUACGCGCAGCCCUUUGAUGGGUGUGAGCAACCCAACUAACUUUGUGCAUAAGGUACAUGUCGGUUUUGACCCGGUUUCCGGAGCUUUCACAGGCAUGCCGGAACAAUGGAGCAAACUGUUGACCAAGUCGGCCAUCACACAGGAGGAUUACGCCAAAGAUCCACAAGCUGUUUUAGAAGUACUCGAGUUUUAUACAGAUCAUCAACAGCGUGAGAUGGAGGAGAACGCCCCUAUGUCGAGAGCGGGGCCUUCUAUGUUGUCGUACCCGGAUACAAGCGCACCUGCGCGAUUCAAUGCUGGCACAGGUCUCGGCGGGAUGGGAAAGUCCAAUUCGCCUCUCCCCCCGUCUUUGUCGUUGGACCUAUCUUCGCGUCCAGGGAUGAGAAGGCAAGACUCUGAAUCUUCUACCUCUAAUGGCGAUAUCCCCAGGGCUACUGCCAAUGGAGCAUAUAGUACGAUAUCGGCCAGCUCCUCCAGGGCGCAACUUCCUGUCGGCAACUUGCAGGCCUCCCGGCCUGCCCCUCCUCGACCCCUCUUAACUACCAAUAGAACUGCUCCAUCUGCUCCGAGACCAUCUGGCGAACAUACACCAUCUUCCGCAGACCUCCAGCUUCGUCAGAAAGCGAAAGGUCCACCUGUGGCCGCCGGAACAGUUCCAACGCGGCAAGAUUCUCUGCAAGGACAACAACAGACUCAACAGCCUCCUCCAAAAGUCCACCGUGAACCCUCUCCUCCCCAGCAGCGAUCCAAGACGCCUGAGGCAUCCAGCUCACGACCUCCCCUUGCGUCGAGCAAGACUGCUCCAGCAACUUCCGAGCCUGCGACUCACCCGGUGCCAGGCCCUGCCGGUGCGGCAGUGGGCCCUCCCCCUGUGAAACCGUUGAAUCCUAAGAAGGUUCAGAUAGAGGAGAGGCCGCCCAAGCCAUCGGGUAGCGUUGAAGCUGCUGCGGCAGCUCUGGAGAAGCCCAAGGAGAAGGAGAAGCGAAUUAGCACCAUGACAGAGGUGCAGAUCAUGGAGAAGUUGAGGUCAGUCGUGGCGCCGGAAGACCCGAAGACACUGUAUAGCAAGAUCAAGAAGGUUGGACAAGGUGCUUCUGGUCAUGUCUAUGUUGCCAAGACAAUUUCUACCGGAAAGAAGGUGGCCAUCAAGGAGAUGGACCUGUCGCAUCAGCCUCGCAAGGAACUGAUCGUAAAUGAAAUUCUGGUCAUGAAAGAGUCGCAACAUCCGAACAUUGUCAACUUCCUGGAGUCGUAUCUGGUCAAGAGCACGGAACUGUGGGUGGUCAUGGAAUAUAUGGAGGGAGGGGCGUUGACUGACAUAAUCGAGAACAAUACUCUCGAGGAGGAUCAAAUAUCGAGCAUCUGUCUGGAGACGUGCAAGGGACUUGGUCAUCUACACAGCCAAAGCAUCAUUCAUCGAGAUAUUAAAUCCGACAACGUCCUUCUUGACGCCCAAGGACGUGUUAAGAUCACCGAUUUCGGUUUUUGUGCCAAACUUACGGAUCAAAAGUCGAAACGGGCGACGAUGGUCGGGACGCCGUACUGGAUGGCGCCUGAAGUCGUCAAGCAGAAAGAGUAUGGAGCCAAGGUGGAUAUAUGGUCAUUGGGGAUCAUGGCUAUUGAAAUGAUUGAGAAUGAGCCACCUUAUCUUGAUGAAGAGCCAUUGAAGGCCCUUUACUUGAUUGCAACGAAUGGAACGCCGACGCUGAAGAGGCCGGAGGCGUUGAGUCGGGAACUGAAGGGAUUCUUAGCUGUGUGUUUGUGUGUGGACGUAAGCAGUCGGGCAACGGCGAAUGAGCUGCUUGAGCAUGAGUUCUUGAAGAAGGCUUGUAUGUCACCUGGGCUUGCACCUCUCUUGCGAUUCAGGAAUAGGCAAACAUGAGUCCGCUCUUCUGGUCUAUCUUUAUCCGCGCUCCACAAUUCUUUGCGCCUGACUAUCUAUAAUCACCCUUACUGUUGCUAUCAAACCCGUCCUGACCCACCACGAUGUCUGUUACGGUAACACCAUUAAUCAUCCACCUACCGGGCACGUCUCUCUUUUUCUCCGAGUCCUGGAUUCCUCCUGUUUAUCUCUAUCUCGACAUCGUAGUUCCACAGCUUUUCUUUCCUAACCUCCACGUCUCUUUCUUUUACUCUUACAGUUUCUGUUCUCAAGUCUGGAAAGGGUUCAUGCUUAUAAUGUACUAUCGAUGAAAAUGAGUAAAGGGAGAUGAGAUGGCGUUUCGAUGCACCUAGAAUGAGCUGUACUUGGGGUUCGGAGUGGGUAGAGUUUCAUGGAUUAGUUUGUUUCCUUAGUGACUUUUUGAUCUCGCAUCAAACAGUAAAAUAUAUAUUUACCAAGUCCGUC